UGGCCGUUCUGAACACGCCGUUCCGGCCGCCCGACCCCAAUUCCGACGUCAUGGAGAGGCUGGCACAGAUCCCGGAAUUCGAUUACCAGCUCUACUUCCAGGAACCGGGCGUGGCGGAGGCGGAGCUGGAGAAGGACAUCGGGAGGACCCUGAAGAUCCUGAUCCGAUCCUCCAGCCCCGAGGAUCGGCUGCCCUUCAACCUCGACCUGCACCGCGUCCGGGAGAGAGGGGGUCUCCUGGUGGGGUUCCCGCAGGAUCCCCCCGAGAGCCGCCUGCUGCCGCCCGAAGUGCCCUCUUCACACCCGCAGUUCCGUAGGGGUUCAGUGGGCCCCCGGAUCACCCCGGGCAGGGCCCGCCGGGUCCGGGUCACCCGGGGCGGGAUCUGGAUCGGACCCCGGGCGGGCCCCUGA
This is a messenger RNA of Camarhynchus parvulus, 410 nucleotides long. RefSeq names its product bifunctional epoxide hydrolase 2-like. The record is from RefSeq and is a predicted model, not a curated record. The transcript is spliced from 5 exons. NCBI's taxonomy places the organism in Eukaryota, Metazoa, Chordata, Aves, Passeriformes, Thraupidae. Bases 51 to 410 code for a protein of 119 amino acids.